Messenger RNA from Somion occarium, 1556 nucleotides. The record is from the annotation of a GenBank genome assembly. NCBI's taxonomy places the organism in Eukaryota, Fungi, Basidiomycota, Agaricomycetes, Polyporales, Cerrenaceae.
AUAGCUUCAAUUGACGUUCUUUAGCGGUGUUUCCCAUUUUGCACCACGACUCCACCAGGUAUAUCUGCUGCCCUAAGAAGGGCUACUGACUCCAAGCGCCUCACCUGCCAUGACCCAGCUCUCGUUGUACUGGGAUGCGGACGAUGAGGUCGAGGAUGUCCGACGAUACACUACGGGAGGUUUUCAUCCCAUUCGCCUCGGCGAUGUCAUAUCCUCUCCUUCUGGCAGCUCGCAGUACCGCAUUCUGCACAAGCUCGGUCGCGGAGCCUUCGCUACAGUCUGGCUGGCCGAGGAACUCCGUGCACCGUCACAGCGCUACGUUGCGCUCAAGGUUUGUGUCGCCGAUGCUGAUCCGUCACACGAGCUCAGUAUCUUCAGCCGGAUCCCGCAAGGUGAAGAAACGCAGGAUAUACUACGCCUGCGGGACAGCUUCUCUCUCAAGGGGCCGAACGGCGUGCACAUGGUCCUUGUGCAUGAUGUACUCGGGAGCCUUCUCAGUGUCGUGCGCUCACCGGUGGGCCAGAAGCAAGUGAGGAUGCUGUGCCGCCAGAUUGCGUGUGGUCUCGCAGCGCUGCAUCGUCAUGGGAUUGUGCAAGGGGAUCUCCACGCAGGGAACGCCGGCGUCGCCCUGCCUACACUGAACGAGCACUCACCGCGCGAGAUCCUAGAUUAUUUUGGCCAUCCGGAGUGCACCAUCAUCUUGCCGACUGUGCUUCCAGAGCACCCUGAGGCAUUCCCGCCAUAUCUCGUACCCCCAAUUUCAAUUAGUGACUAUAUGGUGAGCAAGGAUCCCGUGUUUGCAAAAAUGCCCCUCCAUGCGGAAAUCAUGGAUUUGGGGAAUGCACUCGUGAUCGACGAGCGGGUGCGCCCGUUUUGCACACCGGCAGCGGUGUGCGCCCCCGAGCUCAUGUUCGGACGCGUCGCUCAGUCAAACGACCUCCCGCCCACGAGAGCGAGUGACAUUUGGUCGUUUGCGUGCACGAUCUAUGAAUUGGUCUUUGGAGCGCGGCUCUUCCACUUUGCGGCGCCGAAUGACGCGCUGCUGGGCGCAAUGGCGACAUUGUGCGGUGAAGUGCCGUUGGUGUGGAAGAACUAUUGGAAUUCGCGGGAGCGACUGAGCAGUAUGAGUACAGAUUUCACAAGAGGCUGCCAAUGCAGAGUGGCGACACCGGCGAGAACACAUCAUGAAAGGAACUGGAGAGGUGCACACGCAGGCCGAAGUUGAGGAGGUCUUCACACUUCUGCGGUCUAUGCUCAAAAUCGAUCCAAAGGAGCGAGUGACCGCCGAAGAAGUGUUACAGCAUCCGUGGAUUGCUCGUGCAGGCGAAGUGUUAAGAUGAUGACCUGAAACAGUUUGUUGCACAUCUGGGUCAUCAACAGUACAUUGAAAAGCAAAUAACAAAUAGAUGGCAGGAAACCACGGUCAACGUGAGACACAGCGAGAUUGUGGCGAGUGGUGAGAACAAUUAAUGUGCGAAGCAUUCCUUUAUCCUCUUCAGUAGCCAUGGUUCUGGUGAACGUCACGGUGGUAGUAUACCAUGGAGAUAUACAUCGUC